Messenger RNA from Dipodomys ordii (Ord's kangaroo rat), 639 nucleotides. RefSeq names its product lysozyme G-like 2 (gene Lyg2). Gene Ontology annotation, cellular component: extracellular region. The record is from RefSeq and is a predicted model, not a curated record. Gene Ontology annotation, biological process: peptidoglycan catabolic process; defense response to Gram-positive bacterium. The transcript is spliced from 5 exons. The coding region runs from base 1 to 639 and encodes 212 amino acids. Lineage: Eukaryota; Metazoa; Chordata; Mammalia; Rodentia; Heteromyidae. Gene Ontology annotation, molecular function: lysozyme activity.
AUGCUGCCCUCUGUUGUGUUUUGGGGACUUAUGACCCUCAUUGGCACUUCCAGGGCCUCAUAUUCUUUCACUCAUGCCAUGAAUCCUCGCCUGCAUCCUCGCCUGUACCAUGGUUGCUACGGAGACAUCAUGACCAUGGAGACCUCUGGGGCCCCCUGUGAGAUAAACAAUUUGAUUAGUUGUGGGAUCCGUGGUUCUGAAAUGUUUGCUGAGAUGGAUCUAAAAGCCCUAAAGUCUUACCAGAUUGUGAUCAAAGAAGUGGGACAAAGAUACUGCAUCGAUCCAGCUGUCAUCGCAGCCAUCAUAUCCAGGGAAAGCCAUGGUGGAACUGUCCUGCAAAAUGGCUGGGACCACAGGGGACUUAAAUAUGGCUUGAUGCAGCUUGAUAAACAACUUUACCAUCCAGUUGGUGCCUGGGACAGCAAAGAACACCUUUUACAGGGCGUUGGGAUUCUAGCAGACAAGAUAAAGGCGAUCCAGAGAAAAUUCCCCACGUGGAGCGUGCCUCAACACUUAAAAGGUGGUCUCUCUGCCUUCAAGUCUGGAAUUGACACCAUUGAUACACCCAUGGACAUAGAUGCUGACUUAGUUAGUGACAUUAUAGCCAGAGCUAAAUUCUUCAAAAAGCAUGGUUUCUAG